UUAAAUCAAAAUAAAUGUUGUGCAAAACUGCUGUGUUAUUAUGAUCGUCUCUUUGUUCGGCAUUAAACGUUUAAUAUUUAAUGUUUGUUUCGCUUAAAUUUAUGUAGGAAACGUAUUUUAAUUGUUUGUAAAAAUACGACAAAGAUUUUAUUUCUAAAAAAAAUCUGAUGAAAGUGUGUUUGUAUCGUGAGAAAAAAGUACGGUUACCGUAGAUUGGACGAACUGUGUUGCACAUAGGCGAAAACGAGACACAUCUACACAUUUGAUAGGACGAGUGCAAACGAAACAACGACAACAAUCACCUACAGACACCAAAAAACCAUACCACAAUCAAUUGAGAAGAGUGUAAUUGUAUGCAAAUUACACACAAUGGCAAAACUCAUGAAUACAACGCUUGAAGAAGGCGAACUCGAACAGUCAGUGUGCAGCCUUGCCGAGAAAUCGUGGUACGAAGAGUGUGAAGGAGCCGACGAAAAAAUGACAAAUCGUAAGGUAGCCGAAACAUUGUGUGGCGACGACGGCGGUGUUAAUACGGCCGAUGACUCGUUUUCACCAUCAAAAGAUACAAGCGGCGGUGAGCAUUCGACCAGUGCCGAUCGGGAAAUUUUGGUCACAUUUUUGGAAGCAUCGAAUGAGGCGAAAUUUGAACGUUUGGUGAAAGAGGAAAAAAUUAAAACAUCCUUUAAACGCUGUUUGUCACCCACAUCAGCAAUGAAGUCAUCCAAUUCAAAGCGACCGACUGGCUCACCUACAUCGGAUGAUAGCAACGUUCGCGAACGUGAUCUAUCGCCACAAUCAUCGACCGAUUCGAAUGAAAAACGGACACGAGAAUAUGAAACCGAUGAAUCGAUACUGGAUCGCCGACAGAAACAAAUUGAUUAUGGAAAAAAUACCAUCGGAUACGAUGUGUAUUCCAAACAAGUACCAAAAGAAAAGCGAACGCCCGAACAUCCAUGGACACCACAAAAGAACAUAAAGUACAGUCGCCGUGCAUUCGAUGGUUUGGUAAAAAUCUGGCGAAAAAAGUUGCACACCUACGACCCAUCAAAUGGAAUGUACAACGGUGGAACGAAUGCUGGCAAAGGUGUUUGAUCAUCGCGUAAAAUUGUCGAUUUCCACUCUGUAUGGUUUUUUUAUAUUUUAAAAUUAAAAAAAAAGAAGAAAAAAUAGCAAAAUUCAAUAAAAGAUAUCGAAAAUUGGAAUAGUAUUUUAAGUUUGAUGCUGCCCCCUUUUAAGCUAGAGAAUAAUACAUUACCUAAUAGUCACGUAGAGUCAAAAACAAAUCUUUUAGAUCGUAUUAAGCGCAUUAAUAUUACGCCCAAUUUUUUUUUACUGUUAAAAUCACCAAAUUUGUCGAAUAAAUAAAGAAAACCCGCACAUUUUCCACACAA
Molecule: messenger RNA, 1391 nt
Organism: Contarinia nasturtii (swede midge)
Lineage: Eukaryota; Metazoa; Arthropoda; Insecta; Diptera; Cecidomyiidae
Product: histone RNA hairpin-binding protein-like
Exons: 3
Coding region: 370-1092 (240 amino acids)
Biological process (GO): mRNA transport; mRNA 3'-end processing by stem-loop binding and cleavage
Cellular component (GO): cytoplasm; histone pre-mRNA 3'end processing complex
Molecular function (GO): histone pre-mRNA stem-loop binding; mRNA binding
Source: RefSeq, a predicted model, not a curated record